GAAAAAUGGCUUUGCUUUCAUCUUCUUAUUCUUCUUCUUUCACCACUUUUGCUCUAUUCCUCUUUCUUCUACAAUUAUCUUGCUUCUUCAAUAACCUUAAUGCAAAGCAUAGUGUGGCCAAUAGUCACAACAGGCAUGGCCACCAUCACCACCACAACAACCAGAAUCCCCCAUUGAAUCCGAGGCUUGAUCGCGCCUUUCUUGCGCUGCAAGCAUGGAAGAGUGUCAUCUAUUCCGACCCAAAAAACUUCACUGCCAAUUGGGUAGGUCCUAGAGUUUGCAAUUACACAGGUGUGUAUUGUGCUCCAUCACAAGAUGACCCUAAAGUGACAGUUGUAGCAGGCAUUGACCUUAACCACGGCGACAUAGCCGGCUUCCUACCGGCCGAAUUAGGCCUGCUUUCAGACCUUGCUCUGCUCCAUCUCAACAGCAACCGCUUCUGCGGCAUCCUCCCAAGAACACUAAGCAACCUCAGCCUCCUUCACGAGCUUGAUCUUAGCAACAACAGAUUUGUUGGACCUUUUCCAACGGUUGUUCUUUCCCUUCCUUCCCUCAGAUACCUUGACAUUCGGUUCAACGAAUUCGAAGGCUCAUUGCCUGUUGAUCUCUUUAACAAAACCUUUGAUGCAAUAUUUCUCAAUAACAACCGUCUUAGCAGUUCCAUCCCACGAAGCUUCGGCCGAAUCUCGGCCUCUGUCCUGGUUUUCGCCAACAACAGAUUCGGAGGCUGUCUUCCAGAAAGCAUAGUGAACUUAGCUGAAACACUGGAAGAGCUUGUCAUGAUCAACACCAGUUUACAAGGUUGUUUGCCACAGCAAGUUGGAUUUCUCUACAAAUUAAGAGUAUUUGAUGUUAGUUUCAACAAAAUUGUUGGCCCAAUUCCUUAUAGCCUUGCAGGGCUUUCUCAUUUGGAGCAGCUCAAUUUGGCACACAAUAUGAUGACCGGCAUAGUCCCUAUGGGAGUUUGUGAGCUUCCCAACUUGGCGAAUUUCACAUUUUCUUAUAACUUCUUCUGCGAGGAAGAGGGAAUUUGCCGGAACUUGACAUCUAAAAGAACUGUCUUUGAUGAUCGCCGCAACUGUUUGCCGGAGAAGCCGCUACAGAGGAGCAAGAAGGAGUGCAAUGCUGUAAAUCAGAACCCUGUUGAUUGCAUAAAACUUUGUUGUACCACAGAAGGUGGUUUUGGAAACAAUGUCACAAAUUCUAGCUCAAUGCCAACAAUGCCUAUUUCUGCACCUCCUUUUAUUGCACCAAGCCACCCAUGAUCUGAAUUAGACAAUCACUUAGUACAUUGUUAUUAAUGGUGUGUUAAGUUGUUCAUCUAUGUGUUUAUAUAGUUGUGUCAUAUGCUCAGUUGU
This is a messenger RNA of Arachis stenosperma, 1358 nucleotides long. Its product is annotated as leucine-rich repeat extensin-like protein 4. The transcript has a single exon. The record is from RefSeq and is a predicted model, not a curated record. Gene Ontology annotation, molecular function: protein binding. Lineage: Eukaryota; Viridiplantae; Streptophyta; Magnoliopsida; Fabales; Fabaceae. Bases 6 to 1265 code for a protein of 419 amino acids.